UUCAACAGCAGAGCCCCAAAUAUUUAUUUAUUUGUGUUUUGAAGAUGGGUGGUUAUCACUGCAAUUUCUUUAGAAAUCUUUGCUUAUGAAUUUUUUGUAACUAUUGUGUAAUUUUUGAAUGAUUUUUAUUAAAGAGAAAUAUAAUUGUAGUUUUAAAAUAAUUUAACUAAAUGAUUUGUAAAUGUUAUUUUUUGCUCCCUAUCUUUUACUAAGAGUUACUAUAAUUUUUAAGUUUGAAAGGUUGAGACAUGUAAAUAAUGCUGUAAUGGAAUUCUCAGCAUUUAUUUCUUAAUAAAAGGACUGUUGUUAAUUGAGCGGAAUUGGUAUCUUUGAUUGUAUAUCUACGCAUGCAAUCUUUUGUUAAGUAACUUCUGUUUCUUAAAUGAACAAAUAUUGAAUUGAAUGAAUUCAAUGUGAUCCGAGGAUGCCUGAUAACGAAAAACAGGCUGAAAAUACCAGUCCUAAUCAACCAAAGAUUCAUGGAAGCUCAUCUCUAGAUAAAUCUAGUGGCAGCUCUGGCCCAUCAACUCCACAUCAUGAUCCUGAUCACAGCCGUAAUGAUUGUCAUCUCUUAAAGCGAGAUCCUUUGUUAACUUAUGGCGAACUAGUUAUUUUAGGGUAUAAUGGCACGCUGCCUCAAGGGGAGAAAGGAAGGCGACGAAGCAAAUUUGUUCUUUGUAAACGUCCAGUUUCUAACGGAGUUAAGAAAUCGCAACAUUAUGUUGUCAAAACUCCUCAAUCAUCAAAGGCAAUUUUAGACAGCAAACAACAUUCUAUAUCGUACACACUAAGUCGAAAUCAAGCUGUUAUUGUUGAAUAUAUGCCAGAUGAUGAAACAGAUAUGUUUCAGAUUGGAAGAUCUUCUGAGAGCCCUAUUGACUUCGUUGUGAUGGACACUGUACCUGGUGAUAAAACAGGAGAAGGGAAAGUAAGCCAAAGUACAAUUUCCCGGUUUGCUUGCCGAAUCCUUAUCCACAGGAGUCCAACAUAUACAGCUCGUGUAUAUGCUGCUGGAUUUGAUUCAUCUAGAAAUAUUUUUCUGGGAGAAAAAGCCACAAAAUGGCAACAAAAUGGUGAAAUAGAUGGUUUAACAACAAAUGGUAUCCUUAUUAUGCAUCCUAGAGGCACAUUUUGCGGUGGCUCAGAGCCUGGCAUAUGGAGAGAAGUGUCCGUAGGUGGUGGUGUCUAUGCACUUCGGGAAAGCAGAUCAGCUCCACAAAAGGGCAUGAAGAUAGAUGAUGAUACAAAUAUUCUUCAAGAUGGAACUUUAAUUGAUCUUUGUGGGGCAACUUUGUUGUGGAGAUCUGCUGAAGGGCUUACCAAAUCCCCUACAAAACACUUAUUGGAGGAAAAAGUCGAUGAACUUAAUGCUGGGCGUCCACAAUGUCCUGUUGGUUUGAAUACUCUUGUCAUUCCACGAAAAUCAACUUUAACAUCCAGUGAUAAACAGCCGUAUGUUUAUCUUAUAUGUGGGCACGUUCAAGGUUUGCAUGAUUGGCGUCAAGAUAAAGAUUCUCCUAAUUCUCGUCAAUGCCCGAUGUGCCUGCUUAUUGGUCCUGUGGUAAAACUAACUAUGGGAAUAGAGCCAUCAUUUUAUGUUGAUUGUGGGCCACCAAACUUUGCCUUUAAUCCAUGCGGCCAUAUGGCGACUGAAAAAACUGUUAAGUAUUGGGCAUCAGUUCCCAUUCCGCAUGGUACCAAUGGAUUUCACGCUGCUUGUCCUUUCUGUGCAACCCCUCUCUCGGGAAGUCCUGGUUAUGCGAGACUUAUAUUUCAAGACCAUGUUGAUUGAAGUAAAUUUCCCAAGCAAAUGAUUGCAUUUUAUUUCUGUGAUGCUCUCUGCCAGAAAAAAGCAAGAGGAACUAAUAAAUGUACCUGACUAAGGUGACCAUAAAGAAUUUCAAGCUAAGUGGACUUAAUCCAUGCUACAGGACCACUUAAAGAAAAAUUUUAUUUUGUAUUAAAUGAACAGUUGUACACUUGCAUCAUGCCAGUAACAAUCAUCGUCAUUGAGCUCAUUACUUUAUUAUGAGAGCCAAUAUUUAUGUGAAGCUUUAUGUAAUUGCUUUUGAAUAUAAAUUGCAAGAUGAUUUGCUCUUAUUAUUUUCAAAAUACUUGCAAAUUUUUGAAUGAUGUGCAGUCAUCUUUGAAGUUCCUUUAUUUUUAGAUUUAUAAAUAUGUAUGAUAUAUUUAUAUAAAUAUUAAGGCAAUGUAUCUUUUCAUGCAUUCCUGUGUUUGUGUGAAUUGCUUUUAUUUUGCUUAUUCUUCCAAAUCUAUUUGUAAAUGUUUGUGUGAAUUAUUUUGGCAAUGAAUUUUACCGUAGGAUUGUAGUCAAGUUUUAAUCAUUAUUGUGUAAAAUUUUCUAAAGAGAUGCAAUGUUUUUUUGGUUUUAUUUUAAAAUUUGUUAACAAUGCAUUCUUUUAUUAGAUUGUAGAUAUUUAUUGUAAUAUAUUAUUUUAACCAUUAUUAUUUAUGCAAAGCUUCUAUUUAUUUUUAGUGACCAAAAUUUUAACAUUUAUUAAUUUUCUUACUAAAUUUGUUUACAGAUUAACUUUAUUUGUAUAAAACUAUACAUAUAUACACAUACCAGUGUUUUUUUUUCCAACCUGUAUUGUCUUAUGAUAUGGUAAUUUUUUUACGAAACACUUCAAGUUUUAUUUUUUAAACACAAGUUAAUCAAAUAAGCAGAAAUACUCCAACUUCAGUGCAUUGAAAGUUAAAAUGCAAAAGAUUUAAAAUAUGUCUGUCCUUUCAACCCUGGCUUUAAUCCCUAGCAGAGUGCAACAGUAUUUUUCAGCUUACAGAGUAUGUGUAUUAUACAGGAAAAUUCUUUAUGACAAUAAACCAAAUAUGUACUUGUUUUCAUUCUAAUAAUGAAACGGUAGCAUGGAAUUAAUAGACCUCCAAAAAUUUACUUCAGAUCUAUUCAGAGACCAACUAUUUGAGAUGGUUAAGAAUUAUUCUUUUCAGUGUUAAUGAACUAAAGCAGAUUUUUUUGAAAAUUUAUUAGAACUUAAACAUUUGUCUAUUUGAACUUACAUAUCUGUUACUUUUGUUUUACUUAAUUAUAAAUUACUUAUGUUUUGUGAUCAACAAAGUUUUCUAAAUUCUAAUUUAUUAAAGUAAAAAUACGUAACCCUUCUUGCUACCACGAGGAAAAAUAUUUUCUGAAGCUGCAGAAAAUUUGUAGUAGUUGAAGUCUAUUUCUAGCUAAUAAGUUGAUAUUUGAAGAAAAAGAGAAAUUUUAAUCUUUAUCUACUUCUAAUUUUUGUAUUUAUGUUUACUUGCAUCAGUGUUAAAAAUUGCUACAUUAUGUAAUUGUUAACAAAAUAUUGUCAUAAUUUUAAAUUUAAAAUAAAAAUCCUGAGAAAUUUUAGUAUUUGUUGAACUCUUGACCUGACAAAUCUGCCUUAACUUGACGUUAUUCGUAUAACAUGCUAUACAAGUUGAUUAUUGUAGUUUGUUUGAUAACUUUGACACAGUAUCAAGUUAUGAGCCACUGCUUGGAAAACAUACAUAUAUACUAAUUGUUUGUAAAUUAAUUUGAUCACUUAACAUGUUUCUAAAGGACAGAAAUGUAAACUCAAUCAUGCUGAAUAUGGAUGUAACCUGUUGUUGCUGAAGUUUUUCAUCCAUGAUCCAUGCAUAUAUUAAAAUAUGUUAAACCUUUAAAUUUAGUUUUAGUCAAUGGACAAAAGUUAUUUUUUACAAGCACUUUAUUCAAUAUCUAUUUUUAAUAAUUCAGUGGAAAAACAAUAUUUUUGAAAAAAUUAUGUUAAAAUGUUCAUAUUUUAAAUAGUGACUCCUCUCCGUAAUGAUAGUAAGCAUUAUACUUAAUUUGUCUUAUUUAAAAUGUUACUAUUUUGUAGUUUAGAUUUUUGUGGAAUGUGUAUAUUAGUCUUUCAAGGAAAAGAUGUCAAUGUAUAUAGUAUGUUAAGAGAUAUUUUUUUGUUGCAAUUAUAAAAUGGUGAGCUGCAUCAAAACUUAUAAUUUUUAUAAAAUUACAUCUUUCUUCAAAAUUUCCUUUCGUGUCAUUUAUAAAAAAGAAUGCUUGUUUAUUUGAAGAAAAACAUUUUAAGUUGAAAUGAAUUGUAGAAGUGAAUUUUUAGUUUACUAUGCAUCAUUUGUUAUUAAGCAUAUUAAUCAGUAUUUUAGUCAGUAUGUAUAUUUCAAUUUUUUUCUACUCCUAUCAAUAUUUAUUCUUUGCAAAAUGAACUUGUAAUGCCAAUCACUAUAGAGCUUUAGGUAUAUUGAGAUUUUUUUAUAUACUAGUUUUUAUUAUUGGUGUUUUCAAUACUUUUAUUGUGGAACUAAAUUAUACAUAUUUUUCGUUUAAAACUAUUAGUGAAAUUGACUUUAAUUUUCUCAAUAGCCUGAAAAAUAUAUUGUUCUAAGUUCAAUUUAAAAAUAAUCAUGUGAUAUUUUUAAUUAUAGUGUUAUGUGAAAUCUUUUAUUCAUUUGAAAACUUCAGUGAAUUGUAACUUUAAGUUAGUUAUAUCUUUAUUUAAUAUACAUUUUUGAUCAUAUUCUUCAAAUUUUAUCAGUAUCUGUUUUUAGUUUUCAUUUCCAAUAACAAAUUUAUUGUGAUUAACAAAAGCUUUGUUUUCAUAUAUCUCCAAGUAAUAUUGCUUGCAACUGAAAAGGCAAGGCAUAGUUUGGUUAAAAUUGCUUGCUUCUGAAAAUAGUGGAAGUUUAGUAGUUGCACCCUUACACAGCAUCUAGUCAGCUUUCACAACUGCUUUUUAGAUAGCCAUUUAACAAGUUGAGUUGUGAAACCAGCGCUCAUUUCUUACAAUGAAAUAUUCAUAAUUUGCAUAGCAUUGCGCUUAGUUUUAAGAACAUUUACAUACAAAAGUAACCAUUGCACUAAAUAAAAUUUUAAAAAAAGUAAUCUAGAAAAGAUAACAAAAACUUGAUUUUAAAUUUGGAACCUGGAUUUUAUUCUUUUAAGAACUUAUUUUCAGUUAUUUAAUAAAUGUGUCUAGUUCUCAGUAAGCAAUACUUAGAAAAUAAGAACUCUCACAGAAUCUCACAGAACCAAAAAUCAAAGGCUUCAAAAAAGAUCACUCGAACCUUUAAAAUUACAUUUAACUGUAACUUUCAAUUAUUGUCUUGUGUCUUCUGAUGUAGGCACUUGAUAUAUAGGUUUUACAUAUUGCAUUGACUCAAUUUUAAAUACUGUAAUUCCUCAAUAUAGUUUUUUGCCAAUCUAGAUUUGUGUUGUACAUCUAGUUAGUGUCUUCUACUAUUGUUUAGCCACUGCCAAUAUUGGGGAGCCCAAUGGUGUACAACUUUUAAACCUUUUGCGAUGGGAGUUUUAAAUGUGUGCUUAUUGCUAAUUCUAGGAGUCUCUUUCUCGAGCACCUGUUCAGGACCGAAGGAUUUAUGUUAAGCUAAAAUCCAUGAAAAUACCAAAAUAUGAACAUGUUCAACAAUAUAGUGUAAAGUUGAUAAACAAUACCUGCUGCAUAUAUUUUUAAUUUUUUUUUCCUUGUUUCAUUACUUUUUUGAAAUUUUUUUUCUCCAAUUUAAUGACUUGGCUUUAUUGACCUUUUUUUAAUGUUUAAAAAUACUGUGAAAUAUACAGGUUUGACUAGUUAAAUUUUUAAUUUAUCUAAAAAAAAUCUUAAUGUUGAUUUUUUUCAACUGUUCCAACAAUUUGAAUCAUAGUUGUAUGACAUGCUUACUUUAACAAGUAUGCAUAAAGCAGCAUUUAUAAAACAUGCUCUAUUUCAGAAACAUCCUUUUCUCAUGUUUAUAUAAUUAAAAAAAUUAUACGACUACCGUUUUAAAUUUUGAUAAGAAGGUCAAAUCUCCGUGUAUCUUAAAUCCCAUGGAGCCACUGAACUUGUGCCAAAAAUUAUGGUUUUGGAAGUAUUCUAGAACACUGUUACAAAUACCCGACUGUCAGGAGUGAACGAAAAAGCACUCUUGUAUCACGGGAAAUGAGAGCGUUUCAGGCUGGCACGUAUACGUGACAAUCGUCGCAAAAGUGUUAAAUAUACAAAAUUUUAACAAAUUAAUUCUGUGAGUGUACGUCAGAAAAGUUAAGAUUUUUAGUUAAAAUUUUUGAUUGAUCAACAAUCUGAAUAAAGUAAAGUUCUACUACAUGAAAAUAUUUCAAAAAGGUGAAGGUUCCAAAUUAAGUUUUAAUAAUUUGCUAUGCUUUUUUAUAGGUUUCCAUUAUUUUUAAAAAUUAGUUCAACUGAAUUAGAUGAUCAACUUUUAAGGAAAAAACAGAAAUUAAACUAAGACUAUUAUUUUAAAUAUGUAUUUUAGCAGCUUACUUUUUUGUAAUACAAUCUAAAAUGUAUCAAUUUAUUAUUCAAAUAAUAAAAUGCAAGCAUACGAUAACAAAGAAAGUUUAACCAUACCUUACAACUACUAUGAAAUUUCUGUAGUUUCAGAAGAUAUUUUUAGCAAUAGUAAAGGUAAUUUAUUAAUAUUUCAAUAAAUUUUGAAAGUAUUGUUUACCACUACUAAUAGUUAUUUGAAAAGACAUAAAGUUGGAUAGACAAAUAGUUAUGUUCUUUAACAAAAGAUAAUCUGGAAAGAAGUUUUUAUAAAUAUUAUAUUUGCUUAAAAAUUUCUACUUCAGUUCCUUACCGCUGGUAAAAAAUUCAUCGAAAAAACCUCCAAGGGUAUGCAUAUUACAACAAAUUUAUGAGACUCGUGACAUUUGCAAAGUAAUAGACAUACUUUCUUUUUUUCCCUUCAGGACAAGCAUUUUAUAUAGUUCAUAUAGAUAUAAAAUUCAUUCUGAACUAAGCCAAAAGGAAUUUUCACAAGUUAAUAUACUGUAAUUCAACACCUAUAUCUCGGCAUCUUUAAAAUAGUGUAAGGAAAUAAUUAAUGGUUUGACUUAUAAUAUAAAAUCACUGAGCUUAGUUUUAAUUAUCAGGGUUUGUAGGCAUUAAAUUCUGAAACUGAGAAAGCGAAUCCUGGGCUGAACAUUUGAUAAUGGUAACAACCAAGCAAUAUUGCCUUUAAUUGCAAUAUGUGAUCAGGUCAUUUUCAUGUAGUUUAUCAUUAUUAAACCAUGUGGCUGCACAUAAGAUAGAAACAAACUCAAUAGUUCAUCUGUCCAGACUAUUCCACUAAUCACCAACUCUAAACAAACCAAAAGAUUAAAAAAAAAAAUAAUAAUAAUUUGUAACAAGUUUUACUGCAGUCUUCUGUGCAUUAAUGUGAUUUAACAUUCUGUGGAAAAUAAUUGUGUGCAAUUUUUUUUGGAAUUUAAUUCCGUCGAAUCAAUAUUUCUGAAGGUAUAUUUAACCAUGUUGUUUAAUUGAUUCAUCUAUUUCGGUUCAGAACAGUGUGUGUCAAUUAUAUUUCUUCCAUGGAAAAAAAUUUUGUUAAUAAGGAAACUAAAUGCUCUAUUAUUUACAUUAAAAAAAAUAUUCUGUUACUCUUACUUUAAAUUUUAGAUUUUUCACUACAAAUAUAUGAUUUUUACAGUUUUGUUAUUGACUGUAAAAACUUAUUAUUUAACUGGAAAACUUGUAACUGUAAAAAUAGAUUUUUGAGGGUUGGGAAAUUACUGGUUAAAAGAUUUACUUUUUGAUAAACAUGAGUUCCAUUGUAAUUAUGAGAGCUAGCAAUAACUUAUAUUGCAAAACUAUGUCAUUAAAAACUUGAAAAUUAUUAUAAAGCGAUGAAAUUUAUUCUUUGUAUGUCUGUAAUAAAAUUGCCUAGUUACAAAAUUUAUUUUACACUAUUUUUUUCAAUGUAAUAAAACAAUUUAUAAAUUUUAGAAUUAAAAUAAAAAGUAUUUUCGUAAUAUUA
Molecule: messenger RNA, 7785 nt
Organism: Parasteatoda tepidariorum (common house spider)
Lineage: Eukaryota; Metazoa; Arthropoda; Arachnida; Araneae; Theridiidae
Gene: Pli
Product: E3 ubiquitin-protein ligase pellino
Biological process (GO): regulation of Toll signaling pathway; protein polyubiquitination
Molecular function (GO): ubiquitin protein ligase activity; protein binding
Source: RefSeq, a predicted model, not a curated record